Messenger RNA from Pteropus alecto (black flying fox), 3661 nucleotides. It is a transcript of the gene FUT8, whose product is annotated as fucosyltransferase 8. NCBI's taxonomy places the organism in Eukaryota, Metazoa, Chordata, Mammalia, Chiroptera, Pteropodidae. Gene Ontology annotation, molecular function: protein binding; glycoprotein 6-alpha-L-fucosyltransferase activity. Gene Ontology annotation, cellular component: Golgi cisterna membrane. The record is from RefSeq and is a predicted model, not a curated record. The transcript has 15 exons. Gene Ontology annotation, biological process: protein N-linked glycosylation. Bases 958 to 2685 code for a protein of 575 amino acids.
GGCCCGCCCCUCGGGGUCGCGCGCCCCGGACCCGGCUCGCGCUCGGUCUCGCGCUGUCAGCUACUGCCCGGCUCGCGCCGCCUCGCGCUCUCCCUCAGUCACUGGCGCCGAAGGCUCCGUUAAGCAGCGGCGGCGGCGGUGGUUCCUGUUUCCGUUUCUUCCUUUCCCUUCAGUCGGGAGUAGCAUCCUCCACCCAGCCACCCCUCCCACUCCCCCAGCGCUGGGCAGCUGCGGCUAAGGGCUUUGGCGGCGGCGACUGGGGAACAGCGGAGACUGCCUCUCCUACCGUCUCGGUAUAACCUCUUCAUUGAAGCACUGGAAUAAAACUUGAGAGAUCACUUCUGAUACGGUCCCUGUAUUUGCUACCUUAGCUAUGUUUGGAGCAGUCAAGGAAAGGAAGAAUCAAGGUUGAGAGAGACAGGAUUGUGCUGGUUGAUGAGCCUGCCCCUUUUGGAGGUCCAAACAGUAGAACGAUCAACUUAAUACUUCUCAUGGAUGUAAAGCCUUCAUAGAAAGAGAGAGAGAAUGUUAUUUUUAACUUGUUCCUGCUUUUGCUAAGAGAGCACCCAUGACCCCGAUGGUAUUUUCACUCAAGAUAAAGUGUGCUAUUGCCUUUAUUGAUUAACUGAACAAAUUCAGUUGCUAAUUUCAAUGACCCAGAUUCAAGCAAUAAUCUCCUUCUUUGGAAAUAUCGUGGUUUCAGCAGCCUCUGAUAUUCUAGGGGAAGGAAGCAUGUAGAGUCCAUGAAGCACAGGACAAUAAAGAUUCCUACUCAUACCACCAGGAGGAUCUCUUUGAAAGAUUUACCACGGGACUACCAGAGACACUAAAUUGUCUGAAACAUCAUGUUUUGAAACAACAGAAGGCUACUACCUUUGCAUUAACAGGAAACAGAGAUAAGAUGUUUUCAAUUCUUUGAGCUUCAGGAAGUCAGGGGAGUGAGCUGAAAAUCUGAAAAUGCGGCCAUGGACUGGUUCCUGGCGUUGGAUUAUGCUCAUUCUUUUUGCCUGGGGGACCUUGCUGUUUUAUAUAGGUGGUCAUUUGGUUCGAGAUAAUGACCACCCUGAUCACUCUAGCCGAGAACUGUCCAAGAUCCUGGCAAAGCUUGAACGCUUAAAACAGCAAAAUGAAGACUUGAGGCGAAUGGCUGAAUCUCUCCGGAUACCAGAAGGCCCCGUUGAUCAGGGGCCGGCUUCUGGAAGAGUUCGUGCUUUAGAAGAGCAGCUUAUGAAAGCCAAAGAACAGAUUGAAAAUUAUAAGAAACAAACUAGAAAUGAUCUGGGGAAGGAUCAUGAACUCCUACGGAGGAGGAUUGAAAAUGGAGCUAAAGAGCUCUGGUUUUUUCUACAAAGUGAAUUGAAGAAAUUAAAGAAUUUAGAAGGAAAUGAACUCCAAAGACAUGCAGAUGAAUUUUUGUCAGAUUUAGGACAUCAUGAAAGGUCUAUAAUGACGGAUCUAUACUACCUCAGCCAAACAGAUGGAGCAGGUGAUUGGCGGGAAAAGGAGGCCAAAGAUCUGACAGAGCUGGUCCAGCGGAGAAUAACAUAUCUUCAGAAUCCCAAGGACUGCAGCAAAGCCAAGAAGCUAGUGUGUAAUAUCAACAAAGGCUGUGGCUAUGGCUGUCAACUCCAUCAUGUGGUCUACUGCUUCAUGAUUGCAUAUGGCACCCAGCGGACACUUAUCUUGGAAUCUCAGAAUUGGCGCUAUGCUACUGGUGGAUGGGAAACUGUGUUUAGACCUGUAAGUGAGACCUGCACAGACAGAACUGGUGUCUCCACUGGACACUGGUCAGGUGAAAUAAAAGACAAAAAUGUUCAGGUGGUCGAGCUCCCCAUUGUAGACAGUCUUCAUCCUCGUCCUCCAUAUUUACCCCUGGCUGUACCAGAAGACCUUGCAGAUCGACUUGUUCGAGUCCAUGGAGAUCCUGCAGUGUGGUGGGUGUCUCAGUUUGUCAAAUACUUGAUCCGCCCACAACCGUGGCUGGAAAAAGAAAUAGAAGAGGCCACCAAGAAGCUUGGCUUCAAACAUCCAGUUAUUGGAGUCCAUGUGAGACGCACAGACAAAGUGGGAACAGAAGCGGCCUUCCAUCCCAUUGAGGAAUACAUGGUGCACGUUGAGGAACAUUUUCAGCUUCUUGCUCGCAGAAUGCAAGUGGAUAAAAAAAGAGUAUAUUUGGCCACGGAUGACCCUUCUUUAUUAAAAGAGGCAAAAACAAAGUAUCCCAAUUAUGAAUUUAUUAGUGAUAAUUCUAUCUCUUGGUCAGCUGGACUACACAAUCGAUACACGGAAAAUUCACUUCGGGGUGUGAUUCUGGAUAUACACUUUCUCUCCCAGGCAGACUUCCUAGUGUGUACUUUUUCAUCCCAGGUCUGUCGAGUUGCUUAUGAAAUCAUGCAAACACUGCAUCCUGAUGCCUCUGCAAACUUCCAUUCUUUGGAUGACAUCUACUAUUUUGGGGGCCAGAAUGCCCACAACCAGAUCGCCAUUUAUCCUCACCAACCUCGAACUGCGGACGAAAUCCCUAUGGAACCUGGAGAUAUCAUUGGUGUGGCUGGAAAUCACUGGGAUGGCUAUUCUAAAGGUGUCAACAGAAAACUGGGAAGGACGGGCCUGUAUCCCUCCUAUAAAGUCCGAGAGAAGAUAGAAACGGUCAAGUACCCCACAUAUCCCGAGGCUGAGAAAUAAAGCUUAAGAUGGAAGAGAAGGACAACUAAACUCAGUUCAAACCAUUUGAGCCAAACAGUAGAUGAAGAAGGCCCUGACCAAACAACACAUGGUUAAAUGACUAGAUACCUUCAAAACCAGGAGCAACUGGGAACUGACAGAGGCUUCGUUGGUGGAAUUCAUCUUUAACAAGGGCCACAAUGCCCUCAAACUCAUGCACAGUUCAAUAAUGUACUCACAUAUAACAUGCAAACCGGUUUUCUACUUUGCCCCUUCUUUCAGAUUAUGUCCUCAUGAAAAAACACUGCCACAUUGUGUAAUUUAAGUGACACAGACAUUUUGUGUGAGACUUCAAACAUGGUGCCUAUAUCUGAGAGACCUCUGUGACCUAAGGAGAAAACCUGAAUAGCUCCCUACUGUGGGGAGGUUGAUUCUUAGCCAGUGGUGAUAUUGUAACUGCUGGAUUCACUCCGGUGAGCAGAUUCAGAAUGAGAAUGGAUGUUUUUGUCAGGAAUUUUUUUAUUUUAAGUAAUUGCAUCAGUUCAUCCAUUUCAUCAUUAAUAAGUGAAGGAUACAUCAAAAUGAAAUAUUUACACUCCAUCAGGAACUUUUGUAAAACGAUGACGUGAACAUAUUUCUUUAGUACUCAAUGUUCCCGGACAUUCUCUUUGAUAACAAAAAAUAAAUUUUAAAAAGAGGAAUUUUGUAAAGUUUCUAGAAUUUUACAUAUUGGAUGAUGUGGUGGUCAGCUUAAUAGUGGGAAAACUAUGGUAAAAGAGGAGUUUUAUAGCUUUUCUGCUUUAAUUUUUUUUUCUGUUUCUGUUUGAGUGACUAAUCAGGUCUUAGAUCAAAGAGUCAUUGCUCUAUUUUAACACUGAAAACUGUUUUAGUUGGUGCAUAGUACACAGUUGCUAAGAACACUCUUUGGGAGCUUUUAUUCUUAUUUCGGACAUUGUUUAUUUGUUUUAAUUGAAUUAAAUAAUCAUAUUUCCUUGCC